CCUAGAGUCAAAAACAAGCAGGUGUCCCACCGUGCCAGAUACGCCGCCUAAACUGCUUCCAGCUUUUUUUUUCCCCUUCUGCAACAAGUCUGUGAUCAGCCACGGGACAGAGGAGCCAGCAGCCUGCCUGUGACAGGCAUCAGGUUAGCUCGCUCCCACUCGGGUGGCGCGCCCAGGAUAUAAAUCCAGCCUCGGGCCCCUGCUGCGGCUCCUCUCUCUGCACACUCAGGAGAGAGAGUUUCCUUGCAAAGACCUUUCCUUUAUCUGAGGCCGCACAGCCCAGCGGGCCCCGCUGACUUGGUGGAGGCAGCCGCGGCAGCCGCAGCCUUAGCAGCAGCGAGGAAGCCUGCGGGGUGGGGAGGGCAGGUGUCUGCAGCCCUGAGAAGGAGCAGGCCCUGGUGGGCCCCAGCCCCUGGCGUUGUCCCAGGGGAGGUCUCUGGCUGCCGCAGACCGCACCAUGUGGGCCCUGGGGUGCCGCCGGUUCUGGUCCCACUGGGGGCAGGUGGCAGCGCUGCUGCUGCUGCUCGGGGUGCCCCCACGAGGCCUGGCCCUGCCGCCCAUCCGCUAUUCCCACGCUGGCAUCUGCCCCAACGACAUGAACCCCAACCUCUGGGUGGAUGCUCAGAGCACCUGCAAGCGGGAGUGUGAGACGGACCAGGAGUGUGAGACCUAUGAGAAGUGCUGCCCCAACGUGUGUGGGACCAAGAGCUGUGUGGCUGCCCGUUACAUGGACGUGAAAGGGAGGAAGGGCCCGGUGGGCAUGCCCAAGGAGGCCACGUGUGACCACUUCAUGUGUCUGCAGCAGGGCUCUGAGUGUGACAUCUGGGAUGGCCAGCCGGUGUGUAAGUGCAAAGAUCGCUGUGAGAAGGAGCCCAGUUUUACCUGUGCCUCGGACGGCCUCACCUACUAUAACCGCUGCUACAUGGACGCCGAGGCCUGCUCCAAGGGCAUCACACUGGCCGUGGUCACCUGCCGCUAUCACUUCACCUGGCCCAACACUAGCCCCCCGCCGCCUGAGACCACCGUGCGCCCCACCACGGCCUCCCCGGAGACCCCUGGGCUGGACAUGGUGUCCCCGGCUCUGCUCAACCACCCUGUGCACCAGUCGGUUAGCAUGGGCGAGACGGUGAGCUUCCUCUGCGAUGUGGUGGGCCGGCCCCGGCCCGAGAUCACCUGGGAGAAACAGCUGGAGGAUCGAGAGAACGUGGUCAUGCGGCCCAACCAUGUGCGCGGCAACGUGGUGGUCACCAACAUUGCCCAGCUGGUCAUCUAUAACGCCCAGCCCCAGGACGCUGGCAUCUACACCUGCACGGCCCGGAACGCCGCCGGGGUCCUGCGCGCUGACUUCCCGCUGUCUGUGGUCAGGGGGGGCCCGGCCGCCGUGGAGAACAGCCCCAACUCCACGUCCUUCCCCACGGCCGAGUGCCUGCAGCCCCCUGACAGCGAGGACUGCGGUGAGGAGCAGACCCGCUGGCAUUUCGAUGCCCAGGCCAACAACUGCCUCACCUUCACCUUUGGCCACUGCCACCGCAACCGCAACCACUUUGAGACCUACGAGGCCUGCAUGCUGGCCUGCAUGAGCGGGCCCCUGGCCGUGUGCAGCCUGCCCGCCCUGCAGGGGCCCUGCAAGGCCUACGCGCCCCGCUGGGCCUACAACAGCCAGACAGGCCAGUGCCAGUCCUUCGUCUACGGCGGCUGCGAGGGCAACGGCAACAACUUCGAGAGCCGCGAGGCCUGCGAGGAGUCCUGCCCCUUCCCUCGCGGCGACCAGCGCUGCCGGGCCUGCAAGCCGAGGCAGAAGCUUGUGACCAGCUUCUGUCGGAGCGACUUUGUCAUCUUGGGCCGAGUCUCCGAGGUGACCGAGGAGCCGGACUCGGGUCGCGCCCUGGUGACCGUGGACGAGGUUCUAAAGGAUGAGAAGAUGGGCCUCAAGUUCCUGGGCCGGGAGCCGCUGGAGGUCACUCUGCUGCAAGUGGACUGGACCUGCCCCUGCCCCAAUGUGACGGUGGGCGAGACCCCGCUGAUCAUCAUGGGUGAGGUGGACGGCGGCAUGGCCAUGCUGCGGCCCGAAAGCUUCGUGGGGGCAUCGAGCACCCGGCGGGUUAGGAAGCUGCGUGAGGUCAUGCACAAGAAGACCUGCGACGUCCUCAAGGAGUUCCCGGGCUUGCAGUGAAGCCCCCCACCCCUCCCUGACCCCUCCCUGGCCCUCUUCCACCUCCCCACCCCUGACACCCCUCAGUCAGCAAACUGGGCAAGGUCAGAUUAGACAGUCUUAGGCCAGCAGGGAAAUAUCACUCGAUGCACCAGAAAAAAGCCACCAGAGGGUCUUAGACCAACUUUGAUUCUUUGGGUUCAAUAAGGGGUCCAUAUCUUUUUUAGCUGAGGGGGACAAAAGGAGAAGUCAGUAGACACCUGCAAGUUAUUCGUGAUGACCAGUCUGCUCGGGCAUUACUAUCCUCUCUUUGCUGGCCACCCUCUUCCUCUGGCUCUCCCAGCCAGGGCUCUAGAGCUGACGGCUGCGUGGUGGUCACAGGAAUAGCUGAGUGAGUUGGUUUGCAAAAGGAACAGGUGGAGAGAGAAAGGAGGGCCGGGGACUCAUCAGAUAAAUUCCCCACAGCCCCCUAGAGAUCGCUUCAUGUUAGGGGUCCUGGGAAGCGGGAAGCAGGAGGCAUGGGCAGACCCAGCGCACGACUUGCCCUGAGUGGAGGCCGCCGGGCAGGUGCCUGUGGGUGGCAGUCAGCCUACACUUUGGUCCAGUUGGCCCGACAGUCUCUGAGGCCAUCAUGGCACCAGCAAAAACAUGUUUCUCAUGUUUCUUCUCCUUGGCUUUAUUGAUUGUUUUAUUGAUUGUUGAUUUAUUGAUUCAGUUCUGCAUAGUCCAACUCAACGGACAUCUUCUGAACACUUACUUGGUGCCAGGUGCUAGGACCACAGAGAGAUGCUAGUCACUGCCCAGCUCAUAGUGACUGAACACAAAUUUCCAGAUCCUGGGCUUCUCCCAGAAGCAGACCCACCGCUGGCCCUCCCAAUUGUCAAAUGGUCCCAUUUGAUGGACAGUGUGCUUUCAUCUGCCGAGGGCUUCCUUGGACAUAAAGCAGAUAGAAGCCCCAGGAUCUGUUUUGGUAGGAAGAGAAAUAAAGGGAGAGAAAAGGCAGGCAUGGAAGGCGGGUGGUGAAGGAAUAAGGAGGGAGGGAGAGGGGAGGCAGGCUUGGGAAGGAAAGGAAUGUUGCUCGAUGCUCCCAUCUGGUGGUGGCCUUGGGAGCCGCAGGGACUGGGAAGGAGGCUCUAGGUGAGGCCUGGGAGGGCAGGUGUGGGGAUGUGGCAGCUUGUUGGUGAUUUUUGUUUCUGGACUUCCUGUGCAGGUCCAGCCACCCCACCACUAGGUAAAGGAUUCUGGAAACCUACUGUCAGCUCUGCCGCUGCCCCCUGUUCCCUCCUCAGUCCUUCAUUCUGUCCAUGACCCUCCAAAGCAGAAGAAGGUCAUUGUGGGGCAUCCUCAUUUCUUCCUCAAAUGUAGGGAGGGAGAUACAAAUUAAAAGCUCAUAGUAUUUCAA
This is a messenger RNA of Diceros bicornis minor, 3554 nucleotides long. RefSeq names its product WAP, follistatin/kazal, immunoglobulin, kunitz and netrin domain containing 2 (gene WFIKKN2). The record is from RefSeq and is a predicted model, not a curated record. The transcript is spliced from 2 exons. Gene Ontology annotation, biological process: negative regulation of transforming growth factor beta receptor signaling pathway. Gene Ontology annotation, cellular component: extracellular region. Gene Ontology annotation, molecular function: transforming growth factor beta binding; receptor antagonist activity; serine-type endopeptidase inhibitor activity. Bases 458 to 2173 code for a protein of 571 amino acids. Lineage: Eukaryota; Metazoa; Chordata; Mammalia; Perissodactyla; Rhinocerotidae.